CGCAUGCGCAGUCGUGCCGUCAUCUCUCAUCUGCACCGCUGUUCUGCUGCUGCUGCUUCGUUGGAUCGGAGGAUUCAAACUUCCGGCACUGUCAUGGCGGCAUGCUGCUGUUUCUGACACCGAGCAGAGCGAACACAAAGCCGCCCCUCGAUCGGCCCUCAGCGCGGCACGGAUCAGGGACCGCAGGGGUCGCAGACGGCGGGAAAGGCGUCCUCCUCUCCUCCUCUUCCUCACUAUCAUCAUCAUCAUCCGCGGCGGAGGUGCAGGCGUGAGCGGCCAUGGCGGCGCAGAAGCCCGUGGAGUGGGUCCAGGCCGUCAUCACCCGUUUCGACGAACAGCUUCCUGUUAAAGUUGUAGUUCAGAACACUCACACGAAAAUCAGCACGGAGCACAAUAAGGAAUGUCUCAUCAACAUCUCCAGAUACAAAUUCUCUCUGGUCAUCAGUGGACUUACCAACAUACUGAAGAACGUCAAUAACAUGAGAAUAUUUGGUGAGACUGCGGAGAAGAAUCUCUACCUGUCCCAGUUAAUCAUCAUGGACACACUGGAGAAGUGUCUGGCAGGGCAACCAAAAGACAGCAUGCGUCUAGAUGAGACGAUGCUCGUGAAGCAGCUGCUGCCUGAGAUCUGUCAUUUCAUCCACACGUACCGCGAGGGAAACCAGCACGCGGCCGAGCUGCGCCACUCGGCCUGUGGGGUUCUGUUCUCUUUGAGCUGCAGUAACUACAACGCCGUCUUCAGCCGCAUCUCCACCAGGUUACAGGAAUUGACCGUCUGCCCUGAAGAUAAUGUAGACGUGCAUGACAUCGAGCUCGUUCAGUACAUCAAUGUGGACUGUUGUAAACUUAAACGUCUCCUGCAAGAAACUGUGUUUAAAUUUAAAGCCUUGAAGAAGCUGGCGCAGCUGAGCAUCAUCUAUAAUCUUGAGAAGGCGUUUUGGAACUGGGUAGAGAAUUAUCCCGAUGAAUUUACCAUGUUGUACCAGAGGCCACAGCCGGACAUGGCCGAUUGUGCAGAGAAGCUGUUUGAUCUGGUUGAUAGUUUUGCUGAGAGUCCAAAGAGGAAGGCGGCUGUGUGGCCUCUGCAGAUCAUCCUCCUCAUCCUCUGUCCUGACAUCACGCAAGACAUUUCCAGAGAAACUUCAGAUGACUCCAAAGACAACAAGAAGCUCUUCCUAGAAAAUCUACGGAAAGCUUUGACUGGUCACGGUGGGAGCAAACAGCUUACGGAGAGCGCAGCCAUCGCCUGUGUCAAACUGUGUAAAGCAUCCACGUACAUCAGCUGGGAAGAUCAUUCUGUCAUAUUCGUGCUGGUGCAGUCCAUCGUGGUGGAUCUGAAGGGAUUGCUGUUUAAUCCAACAAAGCCGUUUUCCAGAGGCGCCGGGAGCCAGAGCGCAGACGUGGAUUUGAUGAUCGACUGUUUCGUGUCUUGUUUCAGAAUCAACCCGCACAACAAUCAGCAAUUUAAGGUGUGUUUGGCUCCGUCCUCACCUCCUACUUUCCAUUUGGUGCUGGUGAAUUCACUGCACAGAAUCAUCACCAAUUCCCCUCUGGACUGGUGGCCGAAGAUCGAUACGGUGUACUGUUACUCGGGUGAGCUGCGUCUCAUGUUUGCAGAGACUCUUGGGCGAGUGGUCCAGGGCUGCAGCAGUCACGCCCCUCUCCGCUUGACACCGAGUUUGACGUUUAAGGAGAAAAUGAGCAGUUUGAAGUUUAAAGAGAAAGCCACCGAUCUGGACAUCAGGAGUCACAAGUAUCUCCUGCUGGCUUUAGUGAAGCUCAUUCACGCAGAUCCCAAACUGAUGUUGUAUAAUUCAGGUAAAACAAGUCUGGAGGUCCACAGCAGUACGGCGGAGCUCAUCACAGGCCUGAUGCAGCUUGUGCCUCUCUCUAACAUGGGAGAGAUUUCCCAGGAGGCCAUGGAGGCUCUGUUGGUCCUUCAUCAGCCUGACAGCAUUGAGCUGUGGAACCCAGAUGCUCCGAUGGAAACAUUUUGGGACAUCAGUUCUCAGGUCCUGUUCUUCAUCUGCAAGAAGCUGUAUGGCCAUCAGUUGAUCAACAGCACAGAGAUUCUCAAGUGGCUGCGAGAGAUUCUCAUCUGCAGGAACAAAUUCCUCCUUAGAAACAAGGAACGUGCCACAGCGGGCAGCAACAUUGCUAUCUGCAGGCAGGCACAGACCAAGCUGGAGGUUUGUCUCUACAUGUUCCUGUGGAGUCCAGACAUGGAGGCGGUUUUGGUGGCCAUGUCUUGUUUCCGUUACCUGUGUGAGGAGGCGGAGAUCCGCUGUAACGCAGAAGACAUCCCUGUUCAGUCACUCCUGGCCAAUUACAACACCUUCAUGGAGUUUGCGUCUAUCAGUAACAUGAUGAUCACAGGCCGUUCGGCUCUGCAAAAAAGAGUGAUGGCUUUGCUUCGGAGGAUUGAACUGCCCACUCCAGGAAACACAGAGGCAUGGGAGGACACACAUGCUAAGUGGGAGCAUGCAACCAAAUUAAUUUUAAGCCAUCCGAAAACCAAACUGGAAGACAGUCAGGAAUGGGUCAACAUGACGGGUUUCUUGUGUGCGCUGGGCGGUGUGUGCUUGCAGAGGAACAUGUCCGUUCUCUGCACCUACAGUCCUCCUAUGGGCACCUUGAACGAUCGCAAGGGCUCCAUGGUGUCCAUGGCCUCGUGCGAGGGGAACCCGGAGACGCCCCUGAGCAGGUUUCUGGACCGGCUGCUGUCGCUGAUGGUGUGCAGUCACGAGAAAGGCCAUCAGAUCCGCACUAACAUUAAAGACCUGGUGGGGCUGGAGCUCAGUCCGGCUCUGUACCCGAUGCUCUUUAACAAACUCAAAAACAGCAUUGGCAGAUUCUUCGAUGCACAGGGACCGGUGCCAAUUAAUGAGACUAACACACAGUUCGUGGAGCAGACCAUCACAAUCAUGAAGAACCUUCUAGAUAACCACACAGAAGGCAGUGCAGAGCACCUGGGCCAAGUCAGCAUCGAGACCAUGAUGCUCAACCUGGUCAGGUAUGUGCGGAUCCUGGGGAACAUGGUCCUCGCCAUUCAGAUUAAAACCAAAUUGUGCCAGCUGGUGGAAGUCAUGAUGAAACGUAGAGAUGACCUGUCUUUCUGCCAGGAGAUGAAGUUCAGGAAUAAGAUGGUGGAGUAUUUGACAGACUGGGUGAUGGGAACGUCUAACCAAGCGGCUGAUGAUGACGUCAAGUGUCUCACCAGGGAUCUGGACCAGGCCAGCAUGGAGGCGGUGGUGUCUCUGUUGGCCGGACUCCCCCUGCAGCCAGAGGAGGGUGAUGGUGUGGAGCUGAUGGAGGCCAAAUCUCAGCUGUUUCUCAAGUACUUCACUCUGUUCAUGAACCUGCUGAACGACUGCAGUGAAGUGGAGGACGAGGGUCAGCAGGUGACCGGGCGAAAGCGAGGGAUGUCUAGACGUCUGGCAUCAUUACGACACUGUACCGUUCUGGCCAUGUCCAACCUUCUCAAUGCCAAUGUGGACAGCGGCCUAAUGCAUUCCAUCGGGCUGGGGUAUCAUAAGGACCUGCAGACCCGAGCUACUUUUAUGGAGGUCCUCACCAAGAUCUUACAGCAGGGGACUGAGUUUGACACGCUGGCUGAAACCGCAUUGGCCGAUCGUUUUGAGAGGCUUGUCGAACUGGUCACAAUGAUGGGGGAUCAGGGAGAGUUACCCAUCGCCAUGGCACUGGCCAAUGUGGUGCCCUGUUCCCAGUGGGAUGAGCUGGCUCGUGUCCUGGUGAGUCUCUUUGAUUCGAGACAUCUGUUAUAUCAGCUCCUGUGGAACAUGUUCUCCAAAGAGGUGGAGUUGGCAGAUUCCAUGCAGACUUUAUUCCGGGGAAACAGCCUGGCCAGUAAAAUCAUGACUUUCUGUUUCAAGGUGUAUGGUGCUACAUAUCUCCAGAAGUUAUUGGAGCCUUUGCUCAGGGGCGUCAUCACGGGAUCCGAAUGGCAGAUGAUAAGCUUUGAGGUGGAUCCUACGAGGCUGGAAACCGGUGAGAACCUGGAGGAGAACCAGCGCAAUCUCCUACGGAUGGCAGAUCGCUUCUUUCAAGCCAUAAUCGGUUCGUCCGGCGAGUUUCCUCCUCAACUUCGCAGCGUCUGCCAUUGUCUCUUUCAGGCCACUUGUCAUUCUCUCCUGUCUAAAGCGUCUGUCAAAGACAGAAAGGAAGUGAGAAAAGCAGUGGUGAGUCAGCGUUUUCCUCAGAACAGUAUUGGAGCCGUAGGUAGCGCCAUGUUCUUGCGGUUCGUCAACCCAGCGAUUGUCUCUCCGUACGAAGCUGGGAUUCUCGACAAGAAGCCUUCGCCCAGGAUAGAGAGAGGUCUUAAACUUGUGUCAAAGAUUCUGCAAAGUAUCGCCAACCAUGUCUUAUUCACGAAAGAGGAGCACAUGAGGCCUUUUAAUGACUUUGUGAAGAGUAAUUCUGAUGCGGCUCGAAGGUUUUUCCUGGACAUUGCUUCUGACUGCCCAGCGAGUGACUCGCUCAACCACAGUUUAUCUUUUAUAAGUGAUGGCAAUGUGUUGGCCCUACACAGGCUACUGUGGAUCAACCAAGAGAAAAUCGGCCAGUAUUUGUCCAGUAACAGGGAUCAUAAAGCUGUUGGGCGAAGGCCUUUUGAUAAGAUGGCCACCCUGCUGGCUUACCUGGGUCCUCCUGAACACAAACCUGUUGCAGACACUCACUGGUCCAGCCUAAAUCUCACAAGCUCCAAAUUCGAGGAGUUUAUGACCAGACACCAGGUGCACGAGAAAGACGAGUUCAAAGCACUGAAGACUCUCAAUAUCUUUUAUCAGGCUGGAACAUCAAAAAAUGGAAACCCAGUGUUUUAUUAUGUCACACGCAGGUUCAAGACAGGCCAGAUAAAUGGAGAUUUACUCAUAUACCACGUCCUUCUCACCCUCAAACCGUACUACGCCAAACCGUACGAGCUAGUGGUGGACUUGACACAUGCCGGCCCCAGCAACCGCUUCAAGACGGACUUCCUCUCCAAAUGGUUUGUCGUCUUCCCAGGAUUCGCUUACGAGAAUGUGGCCGCCAUCUAUAUCUAUAACUGUAACACCUGGGUACGGGAAUACACCAAAUACCACGAGAGACUGCUGACAGGGCUCAAAGGCAGUAAAAAGUUACUGUUCAUUGACUCGCCUGCAAGGUUGGCCGAGUUCGUGGAACCAGAGCAACAGAAGCUUCCGGCUACCACUCUUGCAUUGGAGGAAGACCUGAAGGUUUUUCACAAUGCCCUGAAACUCGCUCACAAAGACACUAAAGUGUCUAUAAAGGUGGGUAGUAGUGCAGUGCAGGUGACGUCAGCCGAGCGUACAAGAGUCUUGGGUCAAUCCGUUUUCCUUAACGACAUCUAUUACGCCUCUGAGAUUGAAGAGAUCUGUCUGGUAGAUGAAAGCCAGUUCACGCUGACCAUCGCUAACCAAGGCCCGCCGUUGCCCUUCAUACACCAGGAGUGCGAAAGCAUUGUUCAUUCAAUCAUUCACAUCCGCACACGUUGGGAGCUCUCGCAACCCGACUCCAUACCACAGCAUACCAAGAUCAGGCCUAAAGAUGUUCCCGGCACCCUCCUCAACAUCGCUCUGCUCAACUUGGGCAGCUCUGACCCCAGUUUAAGGUCUGCUGCGUACAACCUCCUGUGUGCCUUAACUUGCACCUUUAACUUGAAGAUUGAAGGCCAACUUCUGGAAACCUCCGGACUUUGCAUCCCUGCCAAUAACACUCUCUUCAUCGUGUCUAUCAGCAAGACUCUCGCAGCCAAUGAGCCUCACCUGACCCUGGAGUUCUUGGAGGAAUGUAUCUCUGGCUUCAGCAAAUCCAGUAUUGAACUGAAACAUCUGUGUUUGGAGUAUAUGACUCCCUGGCUGUUAAACUUGGUGCGAUUCUGCAAGCACAGCGACGAUGCCAAACGCCAACGGGUCACUGCCAUUCUGGACAAACUCAUUACCAUGACGAUAAACGAAAAGCAGAUGUAUCCAUCAAUCCAAGCCAAGAUCUGGGGCAGCUUGGGACAGAUAACAGAUCUACUUGAUGUCGUUCUGGACAGUUUUAUAAAAACCAGCGCGACCGGAGGUCUCGGAUCCAUUAAAGCUGAAGUGAUGGCGGACACUGCGGUGGCUUUGGCCUCUGGCAAUGUCAAGCUGGUGUCUAGCAAGGUGAUCAUUCGUAUGUGUAAAAUCAUAGAUAAGACCUGUCUGUCUCCAACACCCACGCUGGAACAGCACUUGAUGUGGGACGAUAUCGCCAUCUUAGCCAGGUACAUGCUCAUGUUAUCCUUUAACAACUCUCUGGACGUGGCCGCCCAUCUGCCCUACCUCUUCCACGUUGUGACCCUACUGGUGGCCACGGGGCCUUUGUCGCUUCGGGCGUCCACGCAUGGCCUGGUCAUCAACAUCAUCCACUCGCUCUGCACUUGCUCCCAGUUGUGCUUCAGCGAGGAGACCAAGGAGGUUCUGCGUUUAAGCCUGACGGAGUUCUCCCUGCCAAAGUUUUACCUGCUGUUCGGCAUCAGCAAGGUCAAAUCGGCUGCAGUCAUCGCCUUUCGUUCCAGCUACAGAGAUCGCUCCUUCUCUCCAGGCUCAUACGAGAGAGAGACUUUUGCUUUGUCAUCCCUGGAGACGGUGACUGAAGCACUGCUAGAGAUCAUGGAGGCAUGUAUGAGGGACAUCCCCGGUUGUAAAUGGCUGGACCAGUGGACCGAUCUGGCACAAAAGUUUGCAUUUCAAUACAAUCCGUCCCUGCAGCCGCGGGCUCUUGUGGUGUUCGGCUGCAUCAGUAAACGUGUGACGCACGCCCAGAUCAAACAAAUCAUACGGAUUCUGAGCAAGGCCAGCCCUCUCCUCAGCAUCGAUCGGGGUUUAGAGAGCUGUCUGAAGGGUUCUGAUAACUGUAACAGUCAGGUGCUGAUUGAAGCUACAGUCAUAGCUCUCACAAAACUACAGCCUUUGCUCAACAAGGACUCGCCGAUGCACAAAGCUCUGUUCUGGGUCGCUGUGGCCGUACUGCAGUUGGAUGAGGUGAAUCUGUACUCGGCCGGGACCGCUCUACUGGAACAGAACCUGCACACGCUUGACAGUCUGCGAGUGUUUAAUGACAAGAGUCCUGAGGAGGUGUUUAUGGAAAUCCGACAGCCUUUGGAAUGGCAUUGUAAACAGAUGGACCAUUUUGUGGGUCUGAACUUUACCUCAAACUUUAAUUUUGCUCUGGUUGGACACCUACUGAAAGGCUUCAGGCACCCUUCUCCAACCACAGUAGCACGCACGAUUCGUAUCCUGCACAUGCUGUUGGCCUUGGUAGGAAAACACCUGAACUGUGAUAAAUUCGAAGUGAACACGCAGAGCGUAGCGUAUCUGGCUGCUCUCCUGCCUGUGUCAGAAGAAGUACGCAGUCGUUGCAGCCUGAAACACAGGAAGUUGUUGCUCUCUGAUGUUACCAUGGAGAACGUUCCUAUGGAAACAUGCUCUGCGCAUCACGAGGACCCCAGCUACAGGACGCUGCGGGAAAGCCAGCCGUGGGCAUCUCCAAAUGUCUCAGAAAGGUACCUGGUGGCGCAGUACCCUAUAGCGGGCCAGAUCAGUCCACGUACACGCAAAUCAAUGAGUCUCGACAUGGGACAGCCCUCCCAGGUCAACACCAAGAAGUUACUGGGCACCAGAAAAAGCUUUGACCAUCUGAUAUCAGACAGCAAAGCACCAAAAAGGCCUGAGAUGGAAUCGGGAAUCACAACGCCACCCAAAAUGAGAAGAGUGGCUGAAAACGAAUAUGAAAUUGAAACUCAAAGAAUCUCCCAACAUCACCAUCUGCGUAGAGUCUCUGUGUCUGAGUCUAACGUUCUUCUUAAUGAAGAGGUUCUCACAGAUCCCAAAAUCCAGGCACUCCUACUGACCGUACUGGCAACUCAGGUGAAAAAUACAUCUGAUGAAUUUGAGCAGCGGAUCCUGUACGAGUUUCUAGCUGAAGCCACUGUUGUAUUUCCGAAGGUCUUUCCUGUUGUUCACAACCUCCUGGAUUCAAAGAUUAACACUUUGCUGUCACUGUGCCAGGACCCAAAUCUUCUAGACCCAGUCCAUGGAAUUGUGCAAAGUGUAGUUUAUCAUGAAGAGUCUCCACCUCAAUAUCAAGCAUCCUACCUGCAAACUUUUGGGUUUAAUGGACUCUGGAGAUUUGCCGGUCCCUUCUCUAAGCAGACUCAGUUCCCAGACUACGCAGAGUUAAUUGUAAAGUUUCUAGAUGCGCUGAUCGACACCUAUCUCCCUGGCAUCGAUGAAGAAACUAGUGAGGAGGGUCUCAGGACACCCACCUCUCCGUACCCUCCACCCGCCCAGAGCCAACUCAGCAUCACUGCCAACCUCAACCUUUCCAAUUCAAUGACCUCACUGGCCACAUCUCAGCAUGGACCAGGAACCAAUAAAGAGAAGGUGGACUUGUCGCCGACCACAGGUCUGUCUGCAAGUGGGCGAACGCGUCACGGCUCAGCCAGCCAGGUCCAGAAACAACGCAGCACAGGCAGCUUUAAAAGACCCAGCAUUAAAAAGAUCGUAUGAGAAAGCAGCUCGGCAGGGUUUAGCCCCCUGCUGGACAACUAAGAGACAUUUUAAUGCUGUUUUUCUUCACUACAUAUAACACAGCAUUUAAGGCCAUCUUUAGGUUCUCCUUAAAUGAUUCAACGUGUUUUACAGGUUAAAAUAAACUGAAGGUUUUUAAACCAGUGACUGUUUGAUACCUGACUGGAGAAAGUCCGAAUUUUUUUGUUUGUGCGUAAUUUAAUUAUUAUUAUUUUUUCAAUCACAGUAUAUUAUGUUUUAAAGCACUAAUUUCCUUCGUACCACGUAAAAGUAUUAAUCAAGUGCCAUUUCUUUUAUAUUUAGUUCCUUAUGUUUCGCUAUUUGUGAAGCAUUUACGUUAGUUUCUUUAAAGGGCAGAAAGUGAGGUUUGGAAAUGGAUUGCUGGUGGAGAGUCCGACCGAAUAAAAAUCACCCUGUGGGCACAAUGGGGCAAUAUAUUUAUCGAGAUGUUAGAAACACUACGUCCUACUGACUAAACAUCCGAGUGGUGGGAAGUUCUUGGGUUAGGAGAUGAAAUGUGACAUGUUUGAUGAUUAUUGGGCAGUUUCCUGGACAGGCCUUAGUUAUAUUAGGACAUUAAAGUAGUUUUUACAACAACAACAACAACAACAAAAAACCAAUACUGGUGUGCAUCUUGAGACAAAACGAUGGGAGAAAAAAUAUCCAAAAUCGGCAAAACAGUAAAAAUCUAAUGUUUAACUAUAGGGGAGCUGGAAAAUGAGCAUAUUUUCAAAAAAGUGGAGUGUCCCUUUAAGAUAUGUCAGUGCAAGGUGUUUUUAAAUUAAAGCAGCUUAAACAUGCAUUUUUGUCUGGGCCUAGGAUAAGUCCUGUCCGGGAAACCACCCCUUUGUGUGGAAAACAGUCCAAAAAUAGUAGAAAGAUCUAAUGCUGGGUUUUUACAAACAGGGUUUGGAUGGUCUCAUUAGGUUUUUAUUUGGUUUGACUCUCAUUUGGUCAAUCACAGCAUCCUUCACCACAAAGCAUUGCAGCAAUUGUUUUUGCAUUAAAGGUGCACUGUGUAGAUUUUAGCCGCAUCUAGUGGUAAGGUUGCGAAUUGCAACCAACGGCUGAGUCCACUGCUCACCCCUCCCUUUCAAAGCACAUAGAGAAGUUACAAAAGCCGCUACAGGACAACCAUGUCGUCUGUGACAACAUAGUGACGAAACGUGCUCUGUAGAACAGUUUGUCCAUUUAGUGAUACUGUAGAAACAGCGGCGACUUCCAUGUAAGGGGACCCGUGAUGUAUGUAGACGAUUCAUUGAUUAUGUUAGGUCUUCAUACGCCACUAAAAACAUAGUUAUGUAAUAUUAUAUUGCAUAGUAGAUCCUCCUUAAAGUUACACAUUGCACCUUUAAAUCUUAAUUUUUGCUGUACUCAUGACAAUUAUUGGUAACACUAAAAAUGCCAAUCUAUCCAUGAUAGAAUGUCUAUCCAUAACACUUUUUGUAUUGUUUCUUAUACUUUACAGAAACACCAAUUUAAUUUGUAAAUAUUUCUGAUUGGCCCCAUCCAUCUGAAAUGUCUACCGGUACUGUUGUUAUUUUUAUUGUUUUAUUUUGAUAUGUAAGGAUCUGUCACUUUUAGAUUAGAGGGCAAGCAACUGAGGAUCAAAUGUAUUUUGCCAUUAGUUCUGCAAAUAAUAAAACAAUCAGCUCAAAUGCAAUCAGAUAUAGAGGAUUGAUUGUGUUUAAAUAUAAUGUAUUUUGUUUGCCCGGUGAUGCGAGAAAUAGUUUUGGCAAGAAUACUUGUCAAAGUUUUUUUUGUUGUUGUUGUUUUUGACCAUUUUCUUUUAUUUGACUAAUCUACCAUAAUAUUAUUAUGCCUCUGGACUAUGGUACCCAAGUUCGAUGCUUAUAGCAGAUUCCUUCAUGUAAAUGUUGUGGCCUAUUUACAGAUGUGUUUUUUUUCUCACACACGAAACUCAAGCUUAACAUCUUUUCUUGCCUUAUAUACAGAGGUGUUAUUUUGAAAAAAAGGGUUAUGGCAGAGGUUUUCACAAGAGUGUUUGUUUUGGCACUUGAGGUUAUGCAAUUUUUUCAUAAUUGUUCACUUUUGUUUUCUUUUUGUUUAUGCUGACAGCUUCACCUCUGUAAAUAUUUUUGUGUAAAAAUAGAAAGAAAAGUAUAUUUACUACACUGUAAAUACAAGUGACGAUGACAUUGUAUUAUUUUGCUUUUUGUAAAACCGUUAAUUGCUGGAUAUGUACAACUUAAAAUAUGAAUUAUUGUCAAUCCAUCAUGUUCACUACAAUAUGUUGAUUAACAUGGAGGAAAUCUUGGGGGAUACACUAAAGAUCUAAAAUCUGUGCCCUCAUGAGCCUCUUUAUAUACAUUAUUGUUAUCAUCUGGUUUCAUAUAAUACGGAUGUAACACUAAUAAAAAAACAUUUCUGUCCAAA
This is a messenger RNA of Paramisgurnus dabryanus, 10976 nucleotides long. RefSeq names its product neurofibromin 1b (gene nf1b). Gene Ontology annotation, biological process: regulation of GTPase activity. NCBI's taxonomy places the organism in Eukaryota, Metazoa, Chordata, Actinopteri, Cypriniformes, Cobitidae. The record is from RefSeq and is a predicted model, not a curated record.